Messenger RNA from Papilio xuthus (Asian swallowtail), 1482 nucleotides. RefSeq names its product meteorin-like protein. The record is from RefSeq and is a predicted model, not a curated record. The transcript has 5 exons. NCBI's taxonomy places the organism in Eukaryota, Metazoa, Arthropoda, Insecta, Lepidoptera, Papilionidae. Gene Ontology annotation, molecular function: hormone activity. Bases 184 to 1197 code for a protein of 337 amino acids.
GUUUGAGCAGGGUUGUCGUUCGCGCCAUUCCGAUACGUGUUGUUUAUUUCUGUGUCAACUCAAAACUUUUGUAUACAAAAAUUAUAAUGGAACUUAGGUGAAAUGAAAACUUUGAAAAUAGUGAUGUGGUCGUAUUAGGACAGUGUAUUAAAUUUAAUUGACUGUUUUAAAACAUAAUUUAAGAUGCGUACGAAUACGAAGACAGUUGUUUUGAACUUUUGUCUUGUUUUGGGUGUGAUGAACGUUGCAGAGGCGGGGAUUAUCAGUGAUCAGUGCGACUGGACUGGCAGCGGGCUGUCAGUGUCGGGGGGUCGCAGCGAACGCGCGGUGACGCCGGUGUACCUGCGGUGCCGCGCGGGCAGCGUUUCAUGGCUGUACCCGCGUGGCGCACUACGGCUGUCUCUCCGGCCGCCACUGCCUGCACCGGACAAAGAUUUCAACCUCUGCAUACGCGUCAUCCGACGACCAGACCCGCCGGAGUUCUUUACUGAUCUGCAGUUCAAUGAUACUGAACCAGGCGAAAGAUUUCCCGCCCGCAUCUUCUUGGAAGGUGCUCGGAAGCUAGUGCCACUGUACGCGCCUGACGACGGGGACCCGCGAGAGGUGCGAUGCGUGCGCAGCCGUCGCGGUCGCGCAGCCCUAUACGUAGAGGCGGAGCCCGAGACCGACGCCCGACGGAGGGUCGCCACCUUUAAGUACGAAGCCAGGCCACUGAGCACGCAACACUAUGACCCGGCGACAGCUGACUGCAGACCAUGCUCUGACUCUGAACUCGAGCUGGCCUUCUGUACAAGCGAUCUAGUGUCGCGAGUGAUGAUAGUAGGCAGCGAGCAGCGUGAGGAUCUGGAUACCACUCAACUGACGAUGCGUCUGACGCGGCUUCUGCGCGCCUCCGCGCCCGCUGACCCCGCCGCAUCCCACACACUGCACGCUACCGAUCUCACACAAGACGAAUACUAUAGGUACGAAGGUGACAAUACAUUGUCGCAGUCAGAGAAGUCUCAAGAAGCGCUGCACGCGCACGUGCACGUGUGGUCAGGCUGUGGAGCGUCCGCGGGCGGCGGAGAGUUUGUUGCAAUGGCGCGCCGCCGCCUCGGCCGACUGUCGCUAGUGUGCGCGCCGCGACUGCAGCACUGGCGCCGCCUUGUGGAGCUCCGCAGAAACGCCAGCGACGCACAUUGCACUCUCCACUCAUAGCGACGCGAACACCAACUUGCUAUAUGACGUCACAAAUGUGCGUAAUACUAAGCAACUUAUAAGUACUCGAGUACUUCAAGCCACAUGUAGACUUUUCUGACGAUUGCUGCAACGCUCUCAUCACGUCAUAGCUACAAAUUGACGUAGUACUUGACGCGUGUCCUGUGCAACGUAAGCUAAUCUGACGUCAAAACUGACGCUGACGUCAUAUUGAGCUGCAUUUGUGGUAAAGUUCAAACAUAACAAAUCUUUUUUAUUUUAAGUAAAAAUGUCAUGAAUCUUCAA